AUGUCUUCCACAACCAUCGUCUUUAUUACAGGUGCAAACACUGGGAUCGGAUUAGAGGUUGUCAAGGCUUUGCUCCAGUCGCAAAAGGCGUAUACCAUCCUUCUCGGUGGGCGCAGCAUAGACAAAGCCAAUGCUGCUGUCAAAGACGUACAAGCACAGUUUCCUGAUAGCUCAAGCACCGUCACCUCGAUACAAAUAGAUAUCGAAGAUGACAACUCCAUAUCUCAAGCAUACGACCGCAUUUCCAAGGAAUAUGGGCGUCUGGACGUGUUGGUGAACAAUGCAGGCGCCGCAUUCGACGGCCAAGUCAUGGAAGGCAAACUCAGCAUGCGGGAAAUGUGGAAUAAGUCAUGGGCGCUGAACACGACCAGCACACACAUCAUGACCCAUACAUUUAUUCCACUGCUCCUAAAAUCAUCUGACCCACGGCUUCUUUUCGUGACCAGCGGCACCUCCACCAUGGCCGAAAGCGAAGAUCUGUCAGUUCCCAUCAACCACUCUCCAGCCAAGGGAUGGCCCAAGCAGGGCUUCAGUGUCGCGGCCUACCGCUCCAGCAAAACUGGCAUGAACAUGAUGAUGCGUGACUGGGUCCGCGUACUCAAAGAGGACGGCGUCAAGAUCUGGGCGAUCUCGCCAGGAUAUCUAGCGACGGGGUUGGGCGGCUCACAGGAGAGGAAUAAAAAGGCCGGAGCCGGGGACCCUGCGUUGGGCGGGACUUUUAUUCGCGAUGUUGUUGAAGGUACAAGAGACGCGGAUGUGGGAAAGGUCGUUCGUCGGAGUGGUGUGCAACCAUGGUAG
Messenger RNA from Exophiala bonariae, 798 nucleotides. RefSeq lists its product as uncharacterized. Gene Ontology annotation, cellular component: cytoplasm. The coding region runs from base 1 to 798 and encodes 265 amino acids. Gene Ontology annotation, biological process: secondary metabolic process. The record is from RefSeq and is a predicted model, not a curated record. Lineage: Eukaryota; Fungi; Ascomycota; Eurotiomycetes; Chaetothyriales; Herpotrichiellaceae. Gene Ontology annotation, molecular function: oxidoreductase activity. The transcript has 2 exons.